GCCUGCUUCUGUACAUUUGUAUAUAUUAUUUUGUUAUUUAUUUAUUUAUCAUCAUAUCAUUGAAAAUGUGAGGUUGGUUUUUACAAGUCUAUAUAUUGGUAAUGGGAAUGAUCUAAGAAUCAACUUGAAUAUAUUUCCCUUUGAAAAUAUAGUACUCAACCCCAUAAAUCUCAAAGCACUUCUUCUCGAGCUACAAUGCCUUGUCCCGAGCAAUCUCUUUCUCUUCCCGGAUACUUGCAAGAAAAUGAAACCUCCCAAGAAUUUAAAGACUUGAUCGUCUCCUUGCCCACUGAGAAAGGCUGGAUGGCAAAACAUCUCCAUCAAUACCAAGGUUUUUGGCACACAACUAGGCAACUUCAAGGGGUUCUAGCUUGCCAAAAACACUUUCAAGCCCAAGAUGGCGAUAUCUUUCUAGUCACCACUCCUAAAUCAGGCUCUACUUGGUUAAAGGCAGUGAUGUUUGCCUUGGUGAAUCGGGUUUCCUUUCCUGACACUAAACAACACCCUUUGCUCACUAACAACCCUCAUGCUCUUAUGCCUUUCUUGGAGAUGGAAUACAUUGGUAAAGAGACUCUUGACUUCACCAACUUCACUUUUCCUAGGCUGUUUUCAACUCAUCUCCCACUCUUGUCACUUCCUAGAUCUGUGGAGGACUCUGAUUGCAAGCUUGUUUACUUGUGCAGGAAUCCUAAGGACAUUUUCGUGUCCCUUUGGCACUUCACUAACAAAUUGAGACCCAUUGAUUGGGUUCCUAGUUCACUUGAAGAAACCUUUGAUAAGUUCUGCAGGGGAGUGAGUUUGUAUGGGCCAUUUUGGGACCACGUUUUGGGUUAUUGGAAAGAGAGUUUGGAAAGGCCUCGUAGGGUAUUUUUCUUAAAGUACGAGGAAAUGAAAAAUGAGCCCAGGAUUCAAUUAAGGAGACUGUCUGAAUUCCUGGGGUGUCCAUUUUCCCUUGAAGAAGAGAAUAGCGGUGUCUUGGAUGAAAUCUUGGAGCUGUGUAGUUUUGAAAACCUGAGCAAUUUAGAAGUGAAUAAUAUCGGAAGGCUGCAUUCCGGAGAGGAGCAUCAAGCCUUUUUUCGCCGAGGCGAAGUUGGUGAUUCCAUGAAUUAUCUCACGGCCGAGAUGGUGGAAAAAAUUGACAUGAUCACUGAGCAGAAGUUGCAUUGUCACGGUUUAAAGUUCUAGUUCGCACGAAGACCGCACCAUCUUUCUUUACUGUUUAUCAGCAUCUAGGCCAUUUAUCAUAUGUUGCAGUAGUAUUGUCAAUCAAAACUGUCGGCAAUAAUGGCAUGGGCAUUGCACCCUGCAGUACCGAUGA
Molecule: messenger RNA, 1318 nt
Organism: Populus euphratica (Euphrates poplar)
Lineage: Eukaryota; Viridiplantae; Streptophyta; Magnoliopsida; Malpighiales; Salicaceae
Product: cytosolic sulfotransferase 5-like
Exons: 2
Coding region: 196-1185 (329 amino acids)
Molecular function (GO): sulfotransferase activity
Source: RefSeq, a predicted model, not a curated record